Molecule: messenger RNA, 622 nt
Organism: Adineta ricciae
Lineage: Eukaryota; Metazoa; Rotifera; Eurotatoria; Adinetida; Adinetidae
Source: the annotation of a GenBank genome assembly
GUCUAGAUUUACAACGAAAAUUUUUCACCCAAAUAUCAAUUCAAAUGGAGCCAUCUGUCUUGACAUUCUCCGUUCACAAUGGUCACCAGCAUUAACGAUUUCUAAAGUUUUACUUUCAAUCUGUUCGCUGCUUUGUGAUCCGAAUCCCGAUGAUCCAUUAGUACCUGAUAUCGCGCGUACAUAUAAGACGGACAAGGAGAAAUAUAAUGCAACGGCGAGACAGUGGACUCAGAAAUAUGCCAUGUAAAAAUUUCGAGACAUGAUCAAGUGUGCAACAAAUAAUCAUCAAGAAAAGAGACAUAACAUACGUCUAUCUCUACAUAUUCUCUUUUUUUCCUGUUUGUUUGUUCCUUUCUUCUUCUUCUUCUUCGUUUCUUUCUUUUUCAAUAGCACACAUUUACUUUUUGCCCUUCUUUUUAAAUUUGUCUUUCUUUUUCUUUGUUCGUGUAUUUGAAUGAACAUGAAGUGAGUGAAAACGAGAGAGAGAGAGAGACAGACUUAUAUAUUCAACAGAUUCUCAUAACAUCAUCAUCAACAACAUAUACUUUUCUGUGUGCGUGUAUUUAUAUGUAUGUACGAUGUGUUCGUGUCUAUGUUAUGAAAGAAGAAAACUACAAAAGGU